CUCGAUUAACUCGGCGGCGGCGUCCUCACGACUGUGGUGCGCGGCGGCCGCCCCGCAGGCUGACACGGGGCGGCGAGUCGGGCGCGGAGGAAGGAGCCCUUCGGCGGAGACGACGGCCAUGAUGUCCACCUACAAGCGGGCCACCCUGGACGAAGAGGAGCUGGUGGACUCCCUGGAGGGAGAGAUUUACCCAAAUGGGAUCCAGGUGAACUUCCGCGGGCCAGGGGCCAGAAAGGGCUGCUGGGCGCAGCGGCCGCAGCCGGAGAAGCGCCUCCUGAUCCUGACGGUUAUCCUCUUCUUGGGUCUGUUAGCCUGUCUGUCUGUCCUGCUCUUCCAGUACCAGACGCGGCCCUGCCUGACCCAGGCCUGCAUCUCGGUGACCAGCUCCAUCCUGAGCUCGCUGGACCAAGGGGUGGACCCCUGCGAGGACUUCUUCAGCUAUGCUUGCGGUGGCUGGAUCAAGAACAACCCCAUCCCAGACGGUCACUCCCGCUGGGGGACUUUCAACAAGCUUUGGGAACACAAUCUGGCUGCUCUCAAGAGCCUCCUGGAGAACACCACGGCCGCCUCAUCGUUGAGUGAGGCUGAACGCAAAGUGCAGCGUUACUACCAGUCCUGCAUGAACGAGAGCCGAAUAGAGGAGCUGCAAGCCAGGCCGCUGGUGGAUCAAAUUCAGAAGCUUGGAGGCUGGAAUAUGAGCGCCCCAGGAGAGGACGGCUUCAAUGAGAUGCUGCUGGCUCUGAUGUCCCAGUACCAUAUGACCCCCUUCUUCUCCAUCUCUGUCAGUGCCGACUCCAAGAAUUCCAGCAGCAACAUCAUUCAGAUUGACCAGUCGGGGCUGGGGUUGCCGUCCAGGGAGUACUACCUCAACAAAACACAGAACGAGAAAGUACUGGUGGCGUACCUAAACUACAUGGUCCGGCUUGGCAUGCUGGUCAGCGGGGAGGAAGAGGCCACGAUCCGGCCGCAGAUGCAGGAGAUCCUGGACUUUGAGACCAACUUGGCCAACGUCACCACCCCCCAGGAGAAGCUCCGGGAUGAGGAAGAUUACCACAAAAUGCAGGCUGGGAAGCUCACGGACCUGGCCCCGGCCAUCGACUGGAUGCCCUUGCUCAAGGAAGUCUUCGACCCGGUGGAGAUCAACGAAUCGGAGCCCAUAGUGGUCUACGCCAAGGAGUAUCUCCAGCGUGUCUCCCUGCUCAUCCUGAAUUCGGACAAGAGGGUGUUGCGUAACUACAUGAUUUGGCAUCUGGUGAGGAAAGGAGCGGGUUUCUUGGACCAGCGGUUCCAAGAUGCGGGGAAGUUCCUGGAAGUUGUGUAUGGAUCGAAGAAGACCUGUGUGCCCCGUUGGAAGUAUUGCAUCGGCGACACGGAUAACAGCCUGGGUUUCGUCUUGGGGGCCAUGUUUGAGGCCACCUUUGCCGAAGACAGCCGGGCCGUCGUAAGCAUGAUGAUCCUGGAGAUUAAAAGGGCGCUGGAGGAAAGCCUGGCCAGCCUUGUGUGGAUGGACGAGGAGACCAGGCGGUCAGCCAGAGAGAAGGCCGACGCCAUCUAUGACAUGAUUGGCUAUCCAAAGUUCAUCCUGGACCCCAAAGAGCUGGACAAAGUCUUCCACGACGUGAUACGACCCGUGACUGACCUGUACUAUGAGAACGUCAUGCGGUUCUACAACUUCUCUGCCCGGGUGGCGAACGACCAGCUUCGAAAGCCUCCGAACCGCGACCAUGAGUGGAGCAUGACCCCGCCGACGGUGAAUGCUUACUACUCCCCCACCAAGAACGAAGUCAUCUUCCCGGGAAUUCUGCAGUCUCCAUUCUACACGCGGAAUUACCCCAAGGCUAUCAAUUUUGGGGGGAUUGGCGUUGUGGUGGGCCAUGAACUGACUCACGCCUUUGACGACCAAGGACGUGAAUAUGACAAGGACGGCAACCUCCGUCCGUGGUGGAAGAACUCCUCGGUGGAAGCCUUCAAGCAGCACACCCAGUGCCUGGUGGAGCAGUAUGGCAACUACUCCGUCAACGGUGAAGCCGUGAACGGCAAGCACACACUGGGGGAGAACAUUGCGGACAGGGGACUUAAGGCUGCCUACCGGGCCUACCGGAACUGGGUAAAGAAGAAUGGGAGGGAGGCGUCUCUGCCUGCCCUUGGCCUGACCAAUGACCAGCUUUUCUUCGUUGCCUUUGCCCAGGUCUGGUGCUCCGUCCGUACGCCGGAGAGCUCCUACGAAGGACUCGUCACCGAUCCCCACAGCCCUUCCCGCUUCCGAGUCAUCGGGACGGUCUCCAAUUCCGAGGCCUUUGCCAAGCACUUUCAGUGCCGGCCCGGUUCGCCCAUGAAUCCCCGGCAGAAAUGUGAAGUUUGGUGAGUUUUCUCCACACCCCACAGGGGGAAAAAAACAGGACAUCCAAGCAGGACUGUCCAGUUCUCCGCUUCCUCCGUGUUAAGGACAAAAGGGAGGAUGCCCCUUUUCAGGGCUUCCUGGACCCGCCACCCGCUCGCUCUUAGCUGCAAAGGGACUCCGGAAGACCCUUGUGUGGCCCCACUCGCCACGGAAACUUUCCACCGCGUCUCCCAUGGACCGAGAGGGUUCGACGGGGAACUGGUCCAUCAUUUCCAAAGACCUGAGCCAGCUUUUUAAAGUCUUUGCCACUUUCCCGAAGGGGAAAACCGCUUCGUUGCGUUAACCGAGCCGGCCACGCCACACACGGUGCACCCGCAGCCUUUUGUAAAAUAAGGACAUUAUUUUUACAACCUUGCAGAACACUGGAAAUUUGGGGGGGGGUGGGAGGGAGGGCGGGGGAAACGUAUGGACUUUUUAAAAUGUUAAUGAUUGUCUCUUUCUCGCUUCCAACAAAUUUCAGGAAAGACAUUUUUUUAAAAAUGCGUACGUCAGUCGGUCCCUUCCUUGAAGGGGGAAAUGGGGCUGGGGUAUCCCUGGGUUUGUGAGAUGCCCUUCUGGCUUCGGGGCCGGGAUUUGCCAGGUUUCCCUGCCAGGAAUUCGGUGGGGCUUGUGGGAUUGGUUGUCCUCAGAAAGCCUCCACAGCUCAUCUGUCUCUGCGGUCACCUUUCGUGAGCUGUUCCUUUUCGAAUUAGAA
Messenger RNA from Thamnophis elegans (Western terrestrial garter snake), 3095 nucleotides. Its product is annotated as endothelin-converting enzyme 1-like. Gene Ontology annotation, biological process: peptide hormone processing. Lineage: Eukaryota; Metazoa; Chordata; Lepidosauria; Squamata; Natricidae. Gene Ontology annotation, molecular function: metalloendopeptidase activity. The record is from RefSeq and is a predicted model, not a curated record. Gene Ontology annotation, cellular component: plasma membrane.